Molecule: messenger RNA, 1941 nt
Organism: Spea bombifrons (plains spadefoot toad)
Lineage: Eukaryota; Metazoa; Chordata; Amphibia; Anura; Pelobatidae
Gene: SLC5A10
Product: solute carrier family 5 member 10
Exons: 15
Coding region: 6-1931 (641 amino acids)
Biological process (GO): transmembrane transport
Cellular component (GO): plasma membrane
Molecular function (GO): D-glucose:sodium symporter activity
Source: RefSeq, a predicted model, not a curated record
GCGAGAUGGAGACCAACGCAACCUUUGGAAAUGGCAUCCCCAACCAACAGUUCAACAUCUCCGACAUCAUCGUGAUCGUGGCGUACUUCGUGCUCAAUGUGGCCGUGGGAAUCUGGUCCUCGUGCCGGGUGAGCAGGAACACGCUGAGCGGGUACUUUUUGGCCGGUAGAAGCAUGGCUUGGUGGCCGAUCGGCGCCUCUCUCUUUGCCAGCAGCGAGGGUUCUGGAUUAUUUAUCGGGCUGGCGGGUACAGGAGCCGCCGGCGGCAUCGCAGUGGCCGGCUUUGAAUGGAACGCCACCUACAUCCUCCUGGCUCUCGCCUGGAUCUUCGUACCGGUUUACAUCUCAUCCGGGAUCGUCACCAUGCCGGAAUACCUGCAGAGGAGGUUCGGAGGAGAGCGGAUACAAAUAUACCUGUCUGCGCUGUCACUUUUACUUUCUGUCUUCACCAAGAUAUCCACGGAUCUGUAUUCUGGAGCCCUUUUUGUACAGGUUUGCCUGGGGUGGAACCUGUACCUGUCCACAGUUAUCAUGCUGGUGGUGACUGCCCUGUACACUAUCGCAGGCGGGUUGGCGGCUGUGAUUUACACGGACGCCCUGCAGACCGUUAUCAUGAUCAUAGGAGCCAUCAUCCUGACCAUCACAGCAUUUAAUAAGAUCGGAGGAUACCAGAACCUGGAGUUGGCAUACGCCAAAGCGAUACCAUCCCUGAUCGUCCCCAACACCACCUGCCACCUGCCUCGCUCGGACGCCAUGCACCUAUUCCGUGACCCCGUCUCCGGUGACCUUCCCUGGACCGGAAUGACCUUCGGCCUGACUAUCCUAGCCGCGUGGUACUGGUGCACGGACCAGGUAAUCGUACAGAGAUCGCUUUCCGCCAAGAACCUCUGCCACGCCAAAGCGGGAUCCAUCCUCGCCAGCUACCUGAAGAUGCUGCCGAUGAUCUUCAUCAUCAUGCCGGGGAUGAUCAGCCGCGCGCUCUAUCCGGACACGGUGGGCUGCGUGGUACCCGAGGUCUGCGUGGAGGUUUGUGGAACGGAGGUCGGAUGCUCCAAUAUCGCGUACCCCAAGCUGGUUAUAGAGCUUAUGCCAAGCGGUCUACGCGGGUUAAUGAUCGCAGUGAUGAUGGCGGCUUUGAUGUCCUCCCUGACUUCUAUAUUCAAUAGCAGCAGCACGCUCUUCACCAUGGACAUCUGGAGAAAGAUCCGGAAGAACGCGGACGAGAAGGAGCUUCUCCUGGUUGGAAGGAUAGUAACCGUGGUGCUUGUGGUCAUCAGCGUGGUCUGGAUCCCCAUCCUGCAAAACGCCAACAGCGGCCAGCUGUUCGUCUACAUCCAGUCGGUCACCAGUUACCUCGCGCCGCCGGUCACGGCCGUCUUUGCCCUGGCGAUCUUCUGGAAGCGAGCCAACGAGCAGGGGGCGUUCUGGGGUCUGAUGGUCGGCCUCGUCCUCGGGAUGACUCGGAUGAUCAUGGAGUUUGUGUAUCCUUUCCCUCGCUGCGGGAUCCCAGAUGAAAGACCUUCGGUGCUCAAAGACAUUCACUACUUGCAUUUCGCCAUCAUCCUGUGCGCGCUAACGGUGGGGGUUGUCGUCGGGAUCAGUCUCAUGACGGAGCCCCCCCUGCAGUCUCAGCUGAAGAAUCUCACGUGGUGGACCAUUCCCCGCGGGAGGGCGCCGGCGGAAAUCACCCUCAGGAAGGUCUCAAGCAGAAGCCGCGCCGCGCCAGAGGGCACCGACGGUCAAGUCAACUGUUCCCAUCGUAGCCGAAGUUGGAGCAGCAAGUUCUGCAGCCCCCCGAACGAAGCAGUGGACUCUCCCAAGCCUCACCAGCAAAGAAGCAUCCGGGAAGAUCCAUUCUGGGCGCGGGUGUGCUGCGUCAAUGCCAUUAUUCUGAUGUGCGUUAACAUAUUUUUCUACGCCUACUUUGCUUGAAAACCCAAAC